This is a messenger RNA of Linum tenue, 1377 nucleotides long. NCBI's taxonomy places the organism in Eukaryota, Viridiplantae, Streptophyta, Magnoliopsida, Malpighiales, Linaceae. The record is from the annotation of a GenBank genome assembly.
CUGAAGUUCAUUCUCUGAUCAUCAACACUCCAUAAGAGCUGCCUACAAAGAUUCUUCCUUUCCGGAAUUAGGGUUCCAUAUUGGAUCGAAUCGAACUCACAGCAAUUAUUAGCACAACAAUGGAGGUCAUCAGAAGGGCAUCUCAUGCUGGCUCAUGGUACACCGAUAAUCCUAGAAAGCUCGAAGAAGAACUUGAUGGGUGGCUGGAUGCUGCUGGAUUGCCAAAGUCAUCCGAUGUUCGUGGAGUCAUUGCUCCGCACGCAGGUUACUCGUAUUCUGGCCGGGCAGCUGCUUAUGCAUUUGGAAACAUCGACCCGACUAACAUUUCUCGGGUAUUCCUUCUUGGUCCAUCUCACCACUACUAUACUCCCAAAUGUGCUUUGUCAACUGCGACGGUUUACAAAACUCCGAUCGGGGACUUACCUAUUGAUCAGGAAGGUAAUUCAGAUAUGUUUUGGAUCACACAUUCAGUAGUGCCAUUGAUCGAGGAGCUUAAAGCUACAGGAAAAUUCGAGUUGAUGGAUCUUCGUGUUGAUGAGGCAGAACAUAGCAUGGAGAUGCACUUACCUUAUUUGGCCAAAGUAUUUAAAGGGCACCAAGUGAAGGUUGUACCCAUUCUGGUUGGUGCUUUAAAUGCUGAGAGUGAAGCCAAGUAUGGGAAGUUGUUGGCCAAAUAUAUCGAUGAUCCCAAAAACUUCUUUUCCGUGUCCUCAGAUUUCUGUCACUGGGGUACACGGUUCAAUUACACGCACUAUGACAACAAACAUGGUGCCAUACACAAGUCUAUCGAGGCCCUGGAUAAGAUGGGCAUGGACAUAAUCGAGACGGGAGAUCCAGAUUCCUUCAAAAAUUAUUUGCUGGAGUUUGACAAUACCAUCUGUGGACGCCAUCCCAUCAGUGUUUUCCUCCAUAUGACAAAGAACUGCUCAACUAAGAUAAAGAUACAGUUUCUUCGAUAUGAGCAAUCAAGCCAGUGCAAAACCAUGAGAGACAGCAGCGUCAGCUACGCAUCUGCAGCAGCAAAGGCGGAUGGUGAGUGAAAGAUGGUGUAGAUGUUCGGUCUGGAAUUGUGUGUGGAAAUAUGUUCUUGAGAAUUUGGAAAGACAAAAGACGAGUAUGAAUUGCAUUUCAUGAUAAAAGCGCCCCUGCAAGAACGAUGUUGUCACUGUCCUUUACAUGCCAAUAUUAGAGUGUCAGUCAUGCAAAUGAUCACCAGAUCUUAAUAUUUAACAGAACGAUCACUUACAUUUACACCUUGAAUCACUUCAGUUACUUGAUUUCGAGGGAGCGAUAGAAUUGGUUUUCAUAAGGUUCAAAGCCAUCAACGAAAAUUGCCAGCCAUAGCAUUGUUCGCGAGCUUAUUGUAUUUACAAGUGC